GACCUCAUCAACCUCCCGCCGGUCCUGCACCACGGUCUCAGCGCCAUCGCCGUGCUAGGAACUCUCUCGCUCAUCACUUCUUCUUGUCUUUUCUGUGCUUUAGCGGUCCAACUCCUCACCAGCCGGAGGAAACUCAACGCUCGGGUCGUGCAGUUUCUGAUUCUGAUUUUCAAUCUCUUUUGCGCGGACAUUCAGCAGUCGAUUGCGUUUGCGCUGAAUGCCGUGUGGGUGUUUGAAGAUGCGGUCCUGGUUGGGACGAGGACUUGUGUCGCGCAGGGGUGGUUCCUUUCGAUUGGAGAUAUGGCUUCGGGGGUCUUCACUUCUGCCAUUGCGAUUCAUUGUUUUAUGGAUAUCAUUCUUGGCUAUCGUAUGAGACAUCGCUGGUUCUCACUCUGCGUUGCGGGCUUGUGGAUGUUUGUGUACGCUCUCGCACUCGGCGGCGUGCUCUCCCAUCUCGACAGGUCGGACAUGUACUACACCCGAGCGGGUGCUUGGUGUUUUAUCAACAAGAAAUACAUCGAGGACCGAAUAUGGCUGCAUUACUUCUGGCUGGUGGCGUUUGAAUUCUGUACGGCGUUGGUGUACACUACCAUUGUUGUGAUUCUCCGCCAGCGAAUACGAAGCGAGAGGUGUUUUCUGAGUCGAGCGGAACGCCGAGCGGCUGAGAUUGCGGUCAGGUCGAUGGUGUGGUAUCCGCUGGUUCAUGGCCUGUGUACGUUGCCAUUGGUGAUCAUUCGAUUGCGAGCUAUGGCGGGCCAGCAGAACUCGUUCGCGGGGUUAUGCGUGGCGGGUGCGCUGAUCACGAGUUGUGGUUGGUUGGACGUACUUCUAUUUCUGAUGACGAGGAGA
Molecule: messenger RNA, 849 nt
Organism: Zymoseptoria tritici IPO323
Lineage: Eukaryota; Fungi; Ascomycota; Dothideomycetes; Mycosphaerellales; Mycosphaerellaceae
Exons: 3
Biological process (GO): adenylate cyclase-activating G protein-coupled receptor signaling pathway
Cellular component (GO): plasma membrane
Molecular function (GO): G protein-coupled receptor activity
Source: RefSeq, a predicted model, not a curated record